Molecule: messenger RNA, 1530 nt
Organism: Rotaria socialis
Lineage: Eukaryota; Metazoa; Rotifera; Eurotatoria; Philodinida; Philodinidae
Source: the annotation of a GenBank genome assembly
AUGGAGCAAAUACGUUGGAAUGAAAAAUGUAUUGAAUUUCGAAAUCUAGUUGAUAAUUCGACUAUAAAAAAACCAACACUCGUUCAAAUUGGAAAUCAAGCAACUGUAGUUGGUAUUAAAAUAAGUGGACAAUUUAUUGUAGCAUCCCCAUGCAGAUCUUCUAAUGAUCAAUUUAUACCUAUGGAACAAGAAUUGAUUUUAUCAAGCAAACAUCUAGGCACAUGGAAAGUUAUAUAUAAAGGAACAUUGAAAAAAAGAAGCUAUAUUCAUCGUUUAACGACAACCGAUAUUGAACGAAUCUAUAUACUAGAUGCCGAAAAAGAACGUUCAAAACUUCGUUCAUAUAUUUGUAUGAAGUCUAUAGAAGCGUUUGAUCUUACGACUCACAAUGAAGAAGAUAUAACUGUUGCUGAUGGACAACGAAUCGAUCGGAAAAUGAAACGAAUCGAAGAAAAUGUUGAAUUUGAAGUGUAUGACAUCGGUGAAGUUGAAUAUACACCCAGAGAAGGUGAACGAACAUCGCAAGAUUAUGUAGCAGCACCAAAAAUCAAAACACGUAAAUUUCCAUUUCUCAUGUCGUCUGGUAAAGAUAGAGAAUUAUUAAUACGUAAUCGUCUUCUACGUACAUUAUAUUGUGUAACCAAAAAUGAAACUCAUCAACGUCGUUUUCUUCUUGAAGUCAAUGAACAACCAUGUGAUAUACGUCCAAUUGCUUCGACAGGAUCAACAGAACUACGUUAUCUACAAAGUACACAGAAUCUAUUUAAUUACAUAUUAAGUUAUGAUAAUACUAUUCCUCUUUGUGUCAAAUUAAUUCGAGGUGAAUUACCAGUUAAGGCAGCUGACGUGGGUGAUUAUUUGAUAUUUCGGAGAGUUUUAACUGGCGAUCAUGUUCCUCUAUGUCGUGUUAGAGAUCUUAAAAUAUCACUUGCUAGUCCAGAUCUUCCUCUUAGGCUCAAAUUACCCAUCGAUGAAAAUAGAUGGCAUUCAAUACCUGAAGUUCAUUCAGCUGAACUUGUCUGUAUGCAACUAUCUUUGGCAUUAUUCUCUCGAUUCGAAUCAGAAGUUUAUGUUAGAAUUGAAGGUGAAUCCUCUGUAGCUAUUGAUGUGAAAUCAAAUAAUAAUCGAAAGUCAUUGCAUUCACACAAAUCAGUUGAUUUUGUUGAAAAACAAGUUGGUGAAUGGGAAGUCGCUUCUCAUGAUCAAAUACCAACAUCUAAAUCUCAAAAUAGUUUUAAUUGUGCAGAGCCAAGAUAUAUAGAAGUUGUUUCCGCUGCUGAUAAAACUAUGGCACUUCAACAAGCAACAAAAAUGUUAGGAGCAAAAUCAUCUAUGCAUCCUGUUUCGGAUAUGCUUUAUCGUGAUCAUGACAGACGAUUAAGAGAAAACGAUGUUCAAUGUGAACAAGAACAUUCAAAAUCACCAGCUGGAAGAUCGAAUCCAAGUCAACGAAAGACGACAAGAGACAAAUCUAAAACGUCAUCACUACAAUUGUUAUCGUCUACUACUUAUCAGAGUACAAAAAAAUAA